This is a messenger RNA of Ipomoea triloba (trilobed morning glory), 1079 nucleotides long. Its product is annotated as NDR1/HIN1-like protein 6. Bases 68 to 829 code for a protein of 253 amino acids. Lineage: Eukaryota; Viridiplantae; Streptophyta; Magnoliopsida; Solanales; Convolvulaceae. Gene Ontology annotation, cellular component: plasma membrane. The transcript has a single exon. The record is from RefSeq and is a predicted model, not a curated record.
UCUCUCUCUCUCUCCAUUGUAUAUUUAUAUAGUACAUGCAACCUAGCUAAACAAAUCCAAAUAAUCCAUGGCAGAUCAGCAGAGAAUUCAUCCGGUCCCGGACGCGGAUCCGGAGAGGUCGCCCCGACCCACAGCUCCGCUGGUGCCCCGAGGCUCUUUCCGGUCAUCAGAGAAAGGCGACCCGGAGCAGCAACCGCCGCCGUUACGGCGGACAAUCCCAUACUCGCCUUCAAAGCCACCAAAGAGAAGAAGCUGCUGCGGGAGAUGCGUGUGUUGCACGUGCUGCUUUCUCUUCUUCCUCAUCGUCGCCAUAGCCGCGUCGGCCGGCAUCCUAUACCUAAUUUUCCGCCCCAAAAUCCCUAAAUACUCCGUCGACACCCUGAGAAUCACGCAGCUCAACCUCAACAACGACAACAGCCUCUCCGCCACGUUCAACGUCAACAUCACGGCCAGAAACCCCAACAAGAAGAUCGGAAUCUACUACGAGGGCGGCAGCAACCUCAGCGUUUUCUACGCCGGGACUAAGCUCUGUGAAGGCUCACUCCCCAAGUUUUACCAGGGCCACCGUAACACCACCGUGCUGAGCGUGAAUUUGAGCGGACAAACGGACAACGCCUCCGGGCUGCUGCAGUCCCUGCAGGCGCAGCAACAGACCGGAACUAUCCCGUUGAACCUCCGGGUGAAGGUUCCGGUGAAGCUUAAGGUGGGGAAGUUGAAGCUCAUGAAAUGGAAGUUCCUGGUGAAGUGCAGGGUGAAUGUGGAUAGCUUGAACCAGGAUAGUGUUAUCCGGGUUAGGGAUAGCAGUUGCAAGUUUCGCUUUAGACUCUAGGCUAUGGGUCUGGUUUUUUCACGUCAUCAUCACUUUUUAUAUUAUUUUUUCAUAUUAUUAUGCAUUUUUUUGAAGGCUUUCUUCAUAGAUUAUCAUUUGGAGGAGAUUAUAUUGUUUUUUUCUUGGGAUAAUAAUGAUGAUGAUAUACUCGCUAUAUAUACACACAUCAUCUGUAUUGUAUAUUUAUAGAAUGUACCACUAGCUUCUAUUUGUUAGUAUGCUAUGUAUAAUAAAUUUCCUUCUUCUUUAA